AUGGCUGCCCAGGUGGCUCCCCCAGCCGCUCUCAGGCUCCAGUUCCAGCCCCCACCGGGAUGUGGCCUGGUUCCCAAAGAGGAAGUGGAGGAGCUGGAUGCCCACGGACCCGUCGACAUGGAGAUGCAUCGUCUGCGCUUCAGGGGUUUCCGCUACCAGGAGGCUGAGGGGCCCCGGGAGGCGUACGACCACCUCUGCCUCCUCUCCCGGGCGUGGCUGAGGCCGGAGCAGCGCUCCAAGGAGCAGUUGCUGGAGCUGCUGGUGCUGGAGCAGUUCCUGAGCAUCCUGCCCCAGGAGAUCCAGAGCUGGGUAGGGGGGUGUCACCCCCAGACCGGGGAGCAGGCCGUGGCUCUGGCAGAGGGUUUCCAGUUAGCCAAGGAAGAGCCCGGAAUAUGGCCACAGCAGGAGGAGCCGGGGACGUGGGAGAAGGAGGCUGCGUCUUCCUCCGUGGCAGAGCGGGCAGCGCUGGCCCCAGAACAUGGCAAGAUCUGCAGGGAGAUUAAGGAGGAGGAGGAAGAGACUCUGAUCUCGCCAGGUGCCAGCAUAGAGGAGGGGAAUGCCCAGCAGGAGGGGUCUGUGGAAGCAAAGACACAUGGGACGUCCCGGAGCGCCAAGCAGGGAGAUGCUGGGGAGUCUCGAUCGGUCCAACUGCAGGGGCGAGAACCAGGGCGGGGCGUGCCGGCCACAGGGGGACCCCCCAGCUAA
Emys orbicularis (European pond turtle) is the source of this 705-nucleotide messenger RNA. RefSeq names its product zinc finger protein 232-like. The transcript is spliced from 4 exons. Lineage: Eukaryota; Metazoa; Chordata; Testudines; Emydidae. The record is from RefSeq and is a predicted model, not a curated record. Bases 1 to 705 code for a protein of 234 amino acids.